Messenger RNA from Schistocerca americana (American grasshopper), 590 nucleotides. RefSeq names its product cuticle protein 16.5-like. NCBI's taxonomy places the organism in Eukaryota, Metazoa, Arthropoda, Insecta, Orthoptera, Acrididae. The coding region runs from base 51 to 506 and encodes 151 amino acids. The record is from RefSeq and is a predicted model, not a curated record. The transcript is spliced from 2 exons.
AGAAGCACAUUUCGGCAGCAGCAGUAGCAGCAGCAGGAAGCAGCAUAACCAUGAACACCCUGAUCGUCCUGAGUGCCAUCCUGGCCGUUGCCGUGGCUAAGCCCGGCUACCUCGGCGCCGCCCCCGCCGCAGUCGUCGCCCCCGCCGCGUACGCCGCCCCUGCUGUGGUCGCCGCCCCCGUGCACGCCGGCUACGCCGCCUACGGCCCCGCCCCCGUGGCCGUGCGCUCCGACGGCUACCUGCUGGACACCCCUGCCGUCGCCGCCACCAGGGCCGCCCACCUGACCGCCGUCGCCCAGACUCAGGCCCGUGACGCCGUCGUCAACGGCGCCGCCGCCCUGGCCGCCCACGCCGCCCACGCCUACGCUGCCCACGCCUAUGCCGCUCCCGCUGUGGCGUACGCCGCCCCAGCCCAUGUCGCCUAUGCUGCUCCUGCAGCAUACGCCGCCCCCGGCGCUCUCGCUGCUGCCGCCCACCUCCACGCUAAGGCUGCUCUGCUCGGCUGAAAUGUCGUCUGUAAAAAAAUACUGCUUUUGUAAAAUAAUCUACAAAAAAAAUAAAUAAACCGUUGAAAUCACUGGAUUUCUAAA